This is a messenger RNA of Schistosoma bovis, 2306 nucleotides long. Lineage: Eukaryota; Metazoa; Platyhelminthes; Trematoda; Strigeidida; Schistosomatidae. The record is from the annotation of a GenBank genome assembly.
UGGAUAUCAACUAUAUCUGAUGAGAUUGUUUUUCCAACAACAACAAAAAAUGCCAACAAACAAAUGAAAAAUGGUUUUAGUCAAUUCCUAUUUUAGCCCAAAAUGAAACUAUCAGGAAGACAUUGAACAAUAUUAGGGCUCUUCAAUAACAUGAAUUGUUUUUAGUACAAUAAUUUAUUAUAUUAAAAGGAAUUAAUUAAUUAACUUAUUUUAUUAACCAAUCAGAUAUUUAUUGUAGUUCACUCUUAAAAAUGAUUGGUUAAUUUACUUUUUAUCAUUAAAUAUUUAAUGUUAAAUCACUUGAUUUAAUGUUACUUACAAAAUAUUGUGCAUUGCAAGAACCUUCAAUAAUCCAAUCUAUAUAAUGACUUAUCAUUGGUUGAUUAGUAUACAAAUCUCAUUGUUAUUUGUUAACUGCUUAUGCAAUGGAUCAGAAUGGUCUUAUUCAAAUGUAUUAACUGGACCGGAAACAUGGAAUCACCACUACAGAAAUAUGUGUUCGGGUUAUUAUCAAUCACCAAUUGAUUUGAAAUCAGAUAUAUCUAUACUUGAUUUACGAUUAAAAACUGUGGUAAUUUAUCGAAACACAUCAGUUGCUGAGACCACUACAAUUACAAAUAAUGGUCACUCAGCUGAUGUUACAUUUUCACAAAACACUUGGUUUAUAUCAUUUGAUGGCUUACGUGACUUUAAAUAUGAAAUUGCAAAAAUGCAUUUUCACUGGGGUAAUACUGAUGAUCGUGGAUCUGAGCAUACUAUUGAUGGAAUUAGAUUUCCUUUAGAAGGACAUAUUGUAUCAUUUCGAAGAGAGAUGUAUUCUUCACUCAAUGAAGCUAUCGGUCGACCAGGUGGACUUGCUGUUCUUGGUAUCAUGCAUAAUAUUGUUGAAUCAAUAAAAUCUGACCAAACAGUGUUCAAGGCAUAUAACAAUUUUUCUGGUGUAUUGAACUCACAAUUCGCUCCUCCAAAUGCUUUGACAGUUGAUAAUAUGAAUUUAUCGCUAAUUCUAAGCUUCUUGAAUCCUAGUCAUUAUUUUCGCUAUUUUGGUUCACUGACAACUCCACCAUGCACAGAAAAUGUUCUUUGGACUGUUUUUAUGGAUCCAGUGCCAAUUACACGUGAACAGGUUAAUCUAUUUCGUAGUUUACCUUAUGGUCCAAAUGAAAAACAAACUACUAUGGGUGAUAAUUUUCGUCCUAUUCAACCAUUAAAUCCACCCGAUACACUUGCACCACGUUCUCUGUAUCGAGCUACAGCAUCAAGUCUUUCAUUAUUAUCUUUACCAGGUUUAUUAUGUAUCAUGUUGACCAGUCAACUUACUGUGAUAUUUUCUUAAUUCAUUUAAUUCAAAACUAUUUAUGUCUGAGAUAUUUAGCUUCUUCUAGACCCAAAUUAUUGCGCUUUCAUUCUUUGAAUUAAAAACAAAAAGAGGAUACUUACCCAUACUACUUUAUAGAGUAAAUUUUCUUGUUUUAUUUUUCUUCUUUGUUUUUUUUCUUCUAAAUUUCUCAUAUUUUGUAAAUAACUUAGUUGGUCAUAUUCCAAAACAUUUUGAAGACGUGUUAUAUUUGGCUUGAUUUCACAUCAUAAUGUUUAUUUUAUUAGAUUAAUAUGAUUAUGCCAUAUAUGUAUCUGUAAGAGUUCCUUGGUCAAUAGCCUCAUUAGUUACUGUCCACUACUUCUAGCUCUUAAUUAGUUGGUUAAUAUUUUCCUUUACAAGAUUCAAGAUGAAGUGGAAAAAAAUAUUAUGUAUUCAUGAUUCAUUCAUUGUAGUUAAUUAUCAAUGAAUAAUAAAAAAGAAAUGACAUUUCAUCUAAUGACUUUAUUUUGUUGAGAUUUUGUAAUUCUCUUUUAUUUUUACCUGAAAUCUGGUUACGAAGCAUAUUGUAAGCCAAUACAAUAGGUAGGAGGAAAGUAUAUUUAUUGUAAAAAGUUACAAUUUAUUUACACAAUAAUUAUACAUAGCCAUCAUUCGUCCAUUGGGAUCUUUCGGUAUGUUCUGGAAUCUCAAAUGUUUUCUCGAGUGGUCUCGAAUUAUCUGACAAUAUUUGGCUUUCAAUGCACUGAAACAUUUCACUUUGAUGUCAUGUUCCGCUACACACUACUUGAUAUCAAUCUUGUGAGUAGCGUUCACUACAACACAAUUAAAGAUAUAAAAUGCAACAAAUUUACUGAGAUCGUAUAGAGUAACAAUUCUCUAAAUGAAGAUCAUAUUUUUUACGAGUAUGAAGAACUGUACUGUUAUAAUUUUAGUCUUCUUACUGGUAGUGUAUACAUAAGGCCUAAAAUCGAACUUACUCGAGAAC